UUCCCUCUCUCUCUCUGUCUGUACAGAGAAAAUUCAAAAACUCUUGUCUGCACCGGCGCAUGAAGUCUACUUCGUUCCCUCUCUCUGUCAGCACAGAGAAAAUUCAAAGCUCUUGUCUAGACUGGCGCAUGAGUCUACUCCGUUCCCUCUCUCUCUCUCUCUCUCUCUCUCUCUGUCUGCACAGAGAAAAUUCAAAACUCUUAGUAUGCGCCGGCGCAUGAGACCUUUGUCUCACCGACAGUGAACCCCACCUGUCAGUGAGACGUAGGUGUUGAAUAUCGCAAACAUGUAUUAUAUGUAUACUUUCCUCUCCCUCCCUCUCUCACACACAUACACAAAAGUACUCUUGCCUCUCUGCGGACCUUCUCAUCUGUGACUGUGAGUAUGGCAGGAAGGCUUAUGCACGCGGUUCAGUACUUUGGCUAUGGUGGAGGACCUUCUGGUUUGAAGUAUGUUGAAGUUCCAGUUCCCAUUCCAAAGAAGGAUGAGCUCUUGCUAAAACUGGAAGCAACUAGUAUAAAUCCAUUUGAUUGCAGAAUUCAGAAAGGCGUGCUGCGGCCUUUUUUGCCUCGCAAGUUCCCUCACAUACCUGGUACUGAUGUGGCAGGAGAGGUUGUAGAGGUUGGAUCAGGAGUCAAAAGUUUCAAAGCUGGUGACAAAGUUGUAGCUACGAUUUACCAUUCCGAUGGAGGUGGAUUAGCUGAGUUCGCUGUGACCAAGGAGAGGCUGACAGUUUCUAGGCCAGCUGAAGUUUCAGCAGCUGAAGCUGCAGGCUUACCGAUCGCUGGUCUUACAGCUCACCAGGUUCUCACCCAAGAUGCUGGGAUCAACCUUGAUGGAAGUGGCCCACAGAAAAACAUUCUGAUUACCGCUGCCUCAGGUGGUGUGGGUCACUAUGCUGUUCAACUUGCAAAGCUUGGAAACACUCACGUGACUGCUACUUGUGGGGCCCGCAACAUUGACUUUGUCAAGAGCUUGGGGGCUGAUGAGGUUCUAGACUACAAGACUCCAGAUGGGGCAGCUCUGAAGAGUCCAUCUGGUAAGAAGUAUGAUGCCGUGAUCCACUGUGCAAGAGACAUUCCUUGGUCAACCUUUGAGCCUAAUUUGAGUGCAAAUGGGAAGGUCUUUGAUUUAACUCCAGGACCUGGUGCCAUGAUGACGUUUGCUGUAAAGAAACUUACCUUCUCAAAGAAGCAGCUAUUGCCAGUAUUAUUAAUUGCCAAGGGUGAGAACCUGGAUUAUCUUGUUAAAUUGGUGAAGGAAGGUAAACUUAAGACUGUGAUUGACUCAAAACAUUCCCUGAGCAAGGCUGAAGAUGCUUGGGCUAAGAGUAUUGACGGCCAUGCUACUGGGAAGAUCAUCGUGGAACCAUGAGCCCAUAACUAAGUAUAAUAUGCUUGGAAUUCUUGAAUUUGUUUGUACUAAAAUCAGGCUUUUUUUAAAGGUCGCGUACAUAAAAGAAAACAAGAUACGUGCAGUUGAAAGGGGUUACUUGCCCCCAAUUGAUUUUGUGAAUUCUGUGUUAGCGAAGUAUGAUGAAAUGCCUCUUACAUUUGAAGGCAUUAAUGUGUAGUUCCGUGCAUAUGUAUGGACAUAGUUGUCAAAAUGUGAAUCAUAUCGUGAAUCGAUUUUUAA
Quercus robur (English oak) is the source of this 1635-nucleotide messenger RNA. Its product is annotated as chloroplast envelope quinone oxidoreductase homolog. The transcript has 4 exons. Bases 385 to 1374 code for a protein of 329 amino acids. Gene Ontology annotation, molecular function: oxidoreductase activity. Lineage: Eukaryota; Viridiplantae; Streptophyta; Magnoliopsida; Fagales; Fagaceae. The record is from RefSeq and is a predicted model, not a curated record.